Messenger RNA from Mycotypha africana, 534 nucleotides. RefSeq lists its product as uncharacterized. The transcript has 2 exons. The coding region runs from base 1 to 534 and encodes 177 amino acids. The record is from RefSeq and is a predicted model, not a curated record. NCBI's taxonomy places the organism in Eukaryota, Fungi, Mucoromycota, Mucoromycetes, Mucorales, Mycotyphaceae.
AUGGAUGAACAUGAUAGAAACAUUUCAAUGCUCAUUCAAUCUCUUCAGCCAACGCCAAUAGAGAAGCCUGUACUGUAUUUUAGCGCACCGUGGCAUCGCGGUCAAAGAAUCACCUUUUCGCUGAAAAACACUUUCCCCGAAGACCAUAUUAUACUGUUCAAAUUCAUGACCAGCACUGCUGCAGCAAACAACACAAUCAUGAACAAGUCUAAUCGCUAUUUCGUUAGGCCAAGCGCUGGUAAAAUGGUCUCAUCUUCAGCUACAGAUCAAAUGAACAUUAUGCUUUUCUUGAAUCAAGUGCCAGAAGGCUUUACCGAUAGUGGACGUGGUGUUGAAGGGCUAAAGACAGUGACAAAAUUAAAGGAUAAAAUUAUCAUAAGGUGGGCCGCUAUACAGCGAAAUACCCGGAUUGAAGCUUGGGUGAACUCGUUACAAGAAUCAACGAGACGAAAAUGGAUUGAUAUGCUUGAUGAAGAAUGGCCCGAUCAAGUGACAAUACAUAUGACCCGAAUAAAAGUUCGCUUCAAUACUUAG